UGAUGUGAAAAGUUAAAAACACCACCAUUCUUAUGAGUGAAACUGCACGUUUGUUGUCUUGACUGCACCUGGAACACACCGACAUGCAGGUGGCUCCGGUUUGAAAAGAGGCCUGUGCACACCUGUUCCUAAUGAACCUCAACGAGCUCUGUCGGCUCAGGUUCUGGAUUUUCUAGGAGUUUGGACGUGUGGAAUUUGUUCCAACAAUGUUUUGUUGUUUCAGUAUACUGCCAGUGCCGCUGCAGGUAAUCUGCUUGGGAAUGUGCCCGCGCCAGGACAUUACAGAGGAGCAAAAAAAGGCUAAAGUCCAGAGCUCUAAAAUAGAACAAGACCUCUGUGAACAUGCCAGGGCUGAGAUGAAUGUGGUGAAAAUCCUCCUGCUGGGAACUGCAGAGAGUGGAAAGAGCACCCUGAUCAAACAGAUAAAAAUCAUUCACAGCAAUGGCUUCUCCAAACAAGAGCUCAUUAGUUUCAAGCCGGCUGUGCUGGACAACCUUCUGACCUCUAUGAAGUUUGUUCUUCGAGGAAUGGGGAUCCUGAGGAUAAACCUUAUUAACAAGAAGAACAAGAUUCACGCCCGUUCUAUCCUGGCCUGCAGCCAGUGUCUGGGGGAUGACCAAGAAUUGCUUCCUUUCGUGGCUCAUGCUUUCUAUGCGCUUUGGGCCGACCAAGGGGUGCGAGCGGCCGCAGCCAGAGGUCACGAGUUUGAGCUGAAUGACUCUGCACUCUAUUUCUUUGAAAACAUGAGUCGAAUCAUGGCUCCCAGCUACUGUCCCACUGAGGCGGAUGUUCUGAGAGUGAGAGUGAGGACCUGUGGAAUCAUUGAGACGCAGCUGCAAGUUGGUGAAAUGAUCUUUCAGUUGUAUGAUGUCGGGGGCCAAAGGAGUGAGAGGAGGAAGUGGCUCAGCUGCUUUGACUGUGUUCAGGCCGUGUUGUUUGUUAUGGCCCUCAGCAGCUAUGAUACGACACUAAUGGAGGACCCUUCGGUGAAUCGGCUGCAGGAAAGUCUUGAACUCUUUACAUCAGUCUGCACUAAUACGGUUUUUAAGAACGCCUCGCUGAUCUUGUUCAUGAACAAAACGGACCUCUUCCGGCAGAAGAUCCUACACUCUGGAAGGCACUUGAGAUUUUACCUUCCUAGUUAUAAAGGGGCAGACGUGGAUGUGGAUGCUGCAGCCCACCACAUCGCUGCUAUGUUCUCAGUAUGCAACAGAAAUCCUGACAAGCCCGUGUAUCACCACUUCACCACGGCCACAGACACGGCCAACAUACAGGUGGUCUUCCACAUGGUCAUGGAUCAGAUUAUCAAGCAGAACCUAGCAGCUAUCCAGCUGCUGUGAAAGUCUCCUGAAGACUGUUUUAGAUGGUUUGUAAUCAACUGUUUGUCUGAGUGCAAAUGUUUUAUCACUUAAAAUAAGUUGGUUAUAGCUUCUUUCAGUUGCACUUGCCUCUUUAUUUUUAUACAUUUUAAAUAAACUAUUUAUUGAUGAGCA
Molecule: messenger RNA, 1493 nt
Organism: Monopterus albus (swamp eel)
Lineage: Eukaryota; Metazoa; Chordata; Actinopteri; Synbranchiformes; Synbranchidae
Product: guanine nucleotide-binding protein G(o) subunit alpha-like
Exons: 10
Coding region: 207-1340 (377 amino acids)
Biological process (GO): adenylate cyclase-modulating G protein-coupled receptor signaling pathway
Cellular component (GO): cytoplasm; heterotrimeric G-protein complex
Molecular function (GO): G protein-coupled receptor binding; G-protein beta/gamma-subunit complex binding; GTPase activity
Source: RefSeq, a predicted model, not a curated record